This is a messenger RNA of Penicillium roqueforti, 1245 nucleotides long. Its product is annotated as F-box protein. The transcript is spliced from 2 exons. Bases 1 to 1245 code for a protein of 414 amino acids. Lineage: Eukaryota; Fungi; Ascomycota; Eurotiomycetes; Eurotiales; Aspergillaceae. The record is from RefSeq and is a predicted model, not a curated record. Gene Ontology annotation, molecular function: protein binding.
AUGACUGUCCCAGACUCCAUUUUACUAAAUCUUCCUGUUGAACUGCUGGAGAUGAUAUUUCAGCACCUUCAACGAUCACCAUCUUCUCUUUACAGUCUUACGUUGACUUGUAGCAAAUUCCAGGUUCUCACAACGCCAUUACUCUACACUUCGAUCUGUUUGACGAAUCCGAUCAACUGUGAGCAGCUUGCGAGGACAUUGGAGCAAAGCUCUUGGUUAUCUUCUCUUGUCUUGGACUUCCAGGAACACUUUCAUGAUGCCCAGAUCGAUCAAAUCUAUUAUCCUCUCAUUGAUGCCAUCACUGAAAUGCAAAACCUUGAAAGCCUGACCUUGCGCAGCGUGCCGUCCAAAAUCAACCGCACGCUACUCGUUUUCCUGAUGCAAAACAAAGAUAAUGCUGAGAUUGAGCCCCCCAGUCGAUACGUGGGACAGGGGCUACGAUCGUUAUAUCUCGGGGCCUACAAGAGUACUUCUUGGUCAGAUGGGUGGGACCUUAGUCAAAACGAGAUUGUUUUCUACAUGGAACAACUUGAGAAGCUCCACAUCCAAGGCGCCAUAAUAGACUCCUUGCGCCCAGGAAGCUUUGGGAAAUUAUUUCCUCCUAAGAAGACAGCUCUCAAAGAUCUGGCGUUGGUUAGCUGUCAGAUUGAACCAUCUACAUUUGGACAGAUCCUCGCCUUCCCUACGGGCCUUACCCACAUCACCAUGAGAGGCGGAUGGUCGCAGCCGAGCGGGGCAUUCGAGAGAGAGGGCUUUCGAUCCGAGUACAUUGCAGCAAUACAACGGAGCGACUCGUCUGAUGUGGAGUAUCUUGAUUUCGACAUGAUGGAUACAGAAAACAAGCCGGCUUUCGACCGCUUGUACUGUUUGAAACAGCUCACAAUCCCCAUAGAGACGUAUGCGUACCACGAAAGAAACCCAUGUGACGAAUUUGGUGCAUCCGAUCUUGAUGAGUGUCUUCCUGCCAGUCUGGAGACUCUCAUAUUGAAUGAAUUCGACCGAAAAGGUACCUUCUUCGAUAGCAUUGGUGAACGGGUGGAGGCCGGGGAGCUUCCAAAUCUGCGGACGGUUAUAUACAGGAGGUUCUAUGGCGAGGGCCAGAAAGAGAGCACGGAGGGCUGGGAGGAUGGUAUUGAAACGUUGCGGGAAUUGGGGGUGGAGUUUUCUAUUGUCUCCCAUCACGGUCCAACUACCAUGCCUGAGAACGAUAAUUGGCCAUGCGGAUGCUGGGUCUAUGCAUACUAA